AUGGCGGAUCAGAGCCAGAGUCCUUCUUCCGCAAAACGUGUUUCCAGAGUAUCCAGGGCUUGCUUUGCUUGCCGUGGCCGAAAGAGUCGAUGUGAUCUCGAGGCUUCAGGCGGCGCGCCGCCUUGUGGGAGAUGCAAGAAAGAGGGUAAAGAAUGCGUCCUAGGCACUUCCAAUCGUGGCGGGAGUCGCAUCAGAAAGAAGAACGUCUCCUCCACUUCCACCACCACCCUCACAAGUACCUCUCCUUCGCUUCAAUCACAUCCUGCACCUCUAUCAACCAUUCAGGAGCCCAGUUCCCGUCCACACCCUCCUCCACCGCCCUUCCUGCAACCGUCUCCGUCCCACGAAUCCCUCCGCACCCCGAUCGAAAGCGCACCCAUCAACGCGCCCGGGGGACAAGCCAACCUUACCGAAGACGAUGACUCGGCCUCGACUGCUGACAGUACGAUUGGGAACACCAUCCCCAGAAACCCCUCAGAUGCUUGGCAGUUGUUGAAAGACGUCGCCAACAGAGAAGCCAGUCACCUGAAUGUGGGAUCCUCUGUCCAUGGUCAACCCGAGAUGUCAGAUCAUAUCAUGCGCAAUGGCUCCAGAUCAGAACCCAGGGGAUCAAUCAACGGUAUACAUUCCGGCGUCCUUACCUAUCGUUUGGUGCGUGAAGGCUAUCUGAACUCGGACAUCAUCCAUGAGUUGGUUAGACGUUAUGCUCAACACUAUCACCCGUAUCUCCCUCUGGUACCGCGAAAAUACUUUGAUCCCGCACAACUUGACACCUUCGCUGUCAACGACAAGCAUCUUUUGACCGCUGUUCUCACCAUCGCCUCCAAGGACCUGGUCGAGCAACCCAAUAUUCACAUCUGCUGCUCCCGAUAUAUGCAUGAUCUAAUCUCGGGAAUUGCUGCUGGCCACGACUGUGAGGUGGAAGCGGUUGAAGCUCUUCUUCUGCUGGCAGAAUGGGAACCCCAAGGUCUACGGAAUCGGAUUGAAGCUGUAGGCCGAGGUGAGGAAGAUCGUUCGGCCUGGAUGCAUGUAGGCAUGGCACUACGAACCGGCUAUUUUCUCGCUCUUGACCGGACCGCAUUUCGACAGGAAAGUGCAGAAGAGGCACGGAUCGAUGGUCGAAAGCGACUGGCCUGGGCCAAUUGCUACGUAUCUGAUCGACUCAUCUCGGUUCGAAUUGGCCGAGCUUUCUGGUCUAGAGGCCCGGGGCCAAUGACGGGUUUAUCAUCACAAGACUUCCCAUCUCUACAGCCUCUCAGCCCUGGCGACGAGGACUAUGCCAAGAUUAUGCAAGCGACCUUGGAUUUGACCCAGCUGUAUUCUAAUGUUCAUGACAUUCUGUAUUCAGGGAUGAGGACCAGCGGGCAGAUGAUGCUCAUGGGAGACUACGUCAAGUACGUGGAUGACUUUAGGAAUGCCAUUGCACGGUGGAAUACCACCUGGGGCAAACUUGAAUGCUCGCCUCAUAUCAAAGUCACACUUCAGAUGUCGUAUGAGUAUCUAUGUCUCUACACCAAUGCUUUCGUCUUUCAAGCAGCUAUUUCCCAGGCAAUCGCGAACAAACCCAAGACUGAUCCGCAGUCCCUGAGAGAUCACCUACGAAGUGUUUUCAGCAACAUCGGUGCAAUGCCAGAUGCUCGCUUUAUCUGGGCCAGUGUAGCAGCAGCCAAAGCCUAUCUGACUUUACUGAGCACACAGAUUGACCCAAGCAAGCAUCUAAGGUAUUUACCACUGCGGUAUUAUCUGUACAGCAUCUACUCGGCCGUCUUUCUCUACAAGGCACGCUCGUUUGGGGUCAUGACGGGUUCAGAAGAACAAACCGUGCGAUCAUUAGUGUUUGCAGCAAUGGAAGUGUUGAAACGAGCAUCGGUCUCACCACAGGAUCCAGGUUCGCGCUACGCUCGACUUCUCGAACUUCUAUGGUUGAAGCCAGCCAAACCGUCCACCCAGAUGUUUCACCCAGUCCAAUCGCCUGCAGCCUCCGACACUCAACUAUCGUCGAGUGGAAGUGUGCGGGUUGAUGCUCAUGGUUAUAUGCAGUAUAGUCCAGCCAAUGACUUUUCCUGGCUUGAUCUAGAAGCCGUGGGAGAUUUUGUAUCUGGAGACCAGGUGGUUCAAAGCAAUGGGAUGCAAUUGCUGGCACCCAUGGGAGGAUAUCAAACGACGCCUAAUUACAUGGCUGGUGGAGCAGGUCAAGGCAUGCAAUGGCAGCAAAAUCCCGGCAAUAAUGGGAUGAAUUGGCCAAUGGACUGGAAUGGAAAUUUGUUCUUCUGA
Exophiala bonariae is the source of this 2274-nucleotide messenger RNA. RefSeq lists its product as uncharacterized. The record is from RefSeq and is a predicted model, not a curated record. Bases 1 to 2274 code for a protein of 757 amino acids. Gene Ontology annotation, biological process: DNA-templated transcription; regulation of DNA-templated transcription. The transcript has 2 exons. Lineage: Eukaryota; Fungi; Ascomycota; Eurotiomycetes; Chaetothyriales; Herpotrichiellaceae. Gene Ontology annotation, molecular function: DNA binding; DNA-binding transcription factor activity, RNA polymerase II-specific; zinc ion binding. Gene Ontology annotation, cellular component: nucleus.